AUGAAGCAAGUUGCAGUUUUGGGCGGCGGUGCCUGGAGCACAGCUAUUGCUAAGGUUAUCGCCGAUAACGUCUCGUCUUCAAAUGAGUUUUGUAGUAGGAUUGCCAUGUAUGUAUAUGAUGAAACUCAUAAUGACCGAAAUUUAGUUGAUUAUAUCAAUAAAGAUCAUAUAAAUCCAGUAUAUUUGUCAAGCAUUACCAUUCCUAAUAAUGUCAUUGCAAACAGUAAUAUCGCAGAAGUUGUUUCAGAUGCUGAUAUCAUAGUAGUUGCUUAUCCAUCUCGAUAUGUACAGUGGCUAAUAAGACAAAUAAAAGGACAUGUCAAAGAAAAUGCCUACUUCGUCUCGUUCUGUAAAGGUCUUGUUUUGUAUUCAGAAGAAAAUCGAGUCAAACUAGUGAGUGAUAUGAUUCGUGAGCAAACUGGUAAAAGUUGCGUUGUUGUCAGUGGAGCUACAACAGCCAUAGAAAUAGCUGAACAACAAUUCACCGAAGUAACUAUUGGUGCUAAAAAUUACGAUCAUGGAAAUGAAGUAAAACGAUUGCUUCAGACAGAUUACUUAAGAAUGGUGAUUACACAGGAUGAUGUUGGAGUUGAAUUAUGUGGCGGUAUUAAACAUGUUGUUGCAAUCGCUGCAGGUAUCUGUGAUGGUUUAAAGCUAGGAGAUAAUACAAAGUCUGCUGUACUUCGUAUUGGAUUCUGGGAAAUGUCUGAACUUAUGAAAGAGCUAUUCCCCGAUAGAGGUACUGAUUGGUUAACAAUAGAACAAAGUUGUGGAAUGGCUGAAUUAUUUAUAUGUAUGUCUCAUCGAACCGAUGAAGUUCCAGAUAUUGGAUCAGAUUUAGAUUUGAUAAAUAUCACUGUUGGUCAUAAAUUAUCUCGUUCAGGAAGUUCUUUCAGUUUACAACAAUUAACUAAAAACUCAAAGAGGACAUAUACCGAUGGAGUUGAGUAUGCAAAACUGAUAUAUAAAAUAUUGACUACGAGACAUCGUACUGCCCAUUUCCCCCUAUUUACUGGAGUUCAUCGAAUUUGUCAAAAUGAAUUGAAACCACAAGAAUUACUUAGUUGUUUAUCAUCACAUCCGAUUCAUUCAUAA
Messenger RNA from Schistosoma rodhaini, 1095 nucleotides. The record is from the annotation of a GenBank genome assembly. NCBI's taxonomy places the organism in Eukaryota, Metazoa, Platyhelminthes, Trematoda, Strigeidida, Schistosomatidae.